AUGGAAACAAAAAUGGAGAGUAGGCAAUGGCUCGAUUUAAAUUUAAAAUGUUUAGACGUGAUUUCACAUAAUCGUUCUAGCAAAUUAGUUAUCUCAACAGAAAAUAUGUCAAAAAACCUAACUCAGAGCCAAAAGAACGAUCUUUCUCAAAUACUCAAAGUUAAUUCUUCUAUUUAUUUACAAAUUCCAAAUUUUUCAUCAGAUAAUUUUGAACAUUUUAUUUCUCCAGGAAUUGUUGUUAGUGUUUUUAAUGGAGGUUUUUCUGUUUAUUUUAAUCAACCAAUUGAUGAUUCAACUCCUUUUUUGGUUUAUUUUCUUUCUAUUUUGGUAAUAGUUUCCAGUCCCCUUCUUUCUCUCCCCAAGUUUUUUUUCCUAUAUUUGUACAGAAUAGUCAGACUCGCUUUUCUAAAAGAAUUAGUUUUUCCUUAG
Messenger RNA from Meloidogyne enterolobii, 429 nucleotides. The record is from the annotation of a GenBank genome assembly. Lineage: Eukaryota; Metazoa; Nematoda; Chromadorea; Rhabditida; Meloidogynidae.